Caenorhabditis bovis is the source of this 1734-nucleotide messenger RNA. Lineage: Eukaryota; Metazoa; Nematoda; Chromadorea; Rhabditida; Rhabditidae. The record is from the annotation of a GenBank genome assembly.
AUGUCGUUUCAAGCGCUGAACGCAUUUGCUGACAUCAGCAAUCAGAUUUUGAUGGCUUCAACAGUUCCAAUGGAUUUCGAUUAUGUUCUCACACAGGUCGGCGAUUAUGGAUUUUAUCAGAUAAUGUUCUUCUUCAUAAUUUGUCUUCCAGCAAGUUUACCAUCAGCAUUUUCAGCUUUCAAUCAACCAUUCGUUGUUGGCAGUCCUCCUCAUAUAUGUCAUAUUCCUCCCGGAAAAGAUUAUUUGAAACCACUGACGACGGAUGAAAAAAUCCUCAAAUGCAAACAAUACAAUGAAACUCAAAUCAAUAUGUUUCGCGGGGUCACGUCGGCACCAGUUGAUACUUAUAGUGACCGUCUUGACUUGAUCCCAUGCCAACAUGGAUGGGAUUAUGACAAUUCGACAUAUGUGACAAGUCUCGUAACGGAGUUCAAUUUGGUAUGCGAUCAAGAGCAUUGGAUUGAGCUGACAACAACCUCGUUUUAUGUCGGCAGCUUCAUCGGAAAUUGCCUUUUUGGAUAUAUCGCUGACAAAUUUGGUCGUCGUCGCUCGUUUUUCGUCAUUCUCACCGUUCUAGUGAUAUGCGGAACAGCGAAUGCGUUCGCUCCAGAUGUCGAAUCGUUCAUGAUUCUACGAUUCUUCACCGGACUUCCAUUUCCAGCACUUUUUCAGAUUCCUUUCAUUAUCUGUAUGGAAUUUAUGGGAAGUUCUGGCCGCAUCUUCUCGGGCCUCAUGAUCUCGUUGUUCUUUGGAGCUGCGAUGGCCCUCCUUGGAAUUGUUGCCAUGUUUAUCAGAAGAUGGCGUCAAUUGACAUUUGUUUGCAAUGCUCCAUUUGCGGCUCUUUUUGUGUAUUACUUUUUCCUUCCUGAAUCGCCUCGCUGGUCGGUUUCUGUUGGAAAAUGGGAAAACGCGAAAGCACAAUUAAAGAGAAUUGCAAGCUUAAAUGGAAAAUCUGAUGUGGAUGUGGAUGGAUUAGUAGAAGAGCUAAAACGACAUCAUCAUCUUGCUGAAUCUCAGAACAAUAAUGACGAUGAAGAGAAGACAAGCCACAAUAUUUGCGAUUUGUUCAAAACGCCGAACCUUCGAAAGAAGACCUUAUUAGUCACUUAUAUUUGGGUGAUGAAUGCCAUCAUCUACAACGGAUUAACAUUGAACGUCUCGAAUCUACCAGUUGAUGACUAUUGGAGUUUUAUUAUCAAUGGAGCUGUUGAGCUACCCGGAUAUUUUAUGGUUUGGCCUUUGUUGCAAUGCGUCGGAAGACGUUGGACCCUAGCGACGACGAUGAUCGUCUGUGGAAUCGGAUGUGUUUCGGCGAUGUUCGUACCGCCAGAAUACCCUUGGCUUGUCGCGAGCGCCUCAUUCAUCGGCAAAUUCGGCGUCGGCUCUGGUUUCGCCGUCAUCUACAUUUUUGCCGGCGAACUCUAUCCAACCGUAGUUCGGGCUCUUGGAAUGGGAAUGAGCUCAAUGGUAGCUGGAAGUGGGCUCCUUCUAGCUCCUCAUAUCGUCAAAUUAGGACAAUAUUGGAAGAUUUUGCCGCUUUUGAUAAUGGGAUCGAUGGCAUUGUCGGCCGGAAUCCUGACGUUUUUCCUACCGGAAACCCUCGGAGCCCCAUUGCCAAUGACAAUCGAGGACGCCGAGAAUUUCGGCAAAAAGGUGCAACCUGAUGGAUUGUUCACACAGGCAGCAAAGAAACGCGAAUCUCAACCAUUGUUGGAAUCGACGCCGAAAAUCUGA